UUUUAAUUAGAUCUUACUCCAGUUUACGUGUAAAAAUCUUUUAUGUUCAAUUGAGUUAUAGAUACACCAUAUCUUUAUACGCUGAUUUCCUACCUUCUCCAUUCUUCAGCGCCCUUAGAAUAAACGUUCAUCGUCACGUAAUAGUUUCUUUGUGCUGAAUGUGAGCUAUUCAACAUGGAUGAAAGUGAUUUGCUCCCGCGACGACACGCUGAACGUGUCAACAUGUCGACCGAUCAGCUCAACGACACGGCAGAAGAUGUCAACUUAUCGCUCAACGAUACCACUGAAUUUGAUCUCGACCUAACAGACACCACUGACAGUGACUUGAAUCCUGAUAAUUGUCGUUUCAACCCCGAAACAGAUCUUCCUAGCCCUUACCUUGGUUCACUAGGUACUGGUAUUGGAAACAUCAUUGAGAAUAUCUUUGCCAAAGAAGAAGAGAGCUCAUCAACAGCUGGACGCAAAUUGGAUAGCAGCGUUGUGGAUCCAACUGCUAAAGGAAUCGAAGCCACGAUAGAUGAUGUCGCCUUGUAUGUUCCAGUGAAAGAAGCCGCAGCCAGCCAUUAUAAUGUCUUGGUGCCUGCUUCCGACUUAUCUAAUUCUCCGGACAGUAGCCGGGACACGACCCAACCGUCCGCAUCUCCGUCAGCCUCUCAUUCGCACACGUCCGCAACAGCGUCUGUGUCGCAUCUACUGACUCCGACCGUCUCCCCGACCUCCGCAGUUUUCCCGCCAGUUCAACAUUCAGUUAUUCCGAUAACAGAAUUCUCAAAAGAUGUUUCUUCUCCCGUUAAUCCCGAUAAGUCCACAAUUUUUGGUACCCUGACUUCUUCAAUAUCUCAGGCACUGAAAUCCAAGUCCGCUGAAGACUAUUCUUUUCUUUUCGAUAGUGAUAAAGAAAACGUGAAAGAUUUUUUAUGCUCUGAUGGUGGAAAUAAAGUCUCUUCUAAAUCACUCGGUUACGACGUUGUCGAUGAUAUUAAAAGUAAAAAGUGCGACUUGUCUUCAGAGGCAAAGAAUAGUUACAACAAAAAUAGAGGAAAAUCAUUUGAGAAGGAAAUUUUACCUGUUAGUCUAUCCUUGCGCCGCGACUCUCCGCGUGGAGGGACCAAUAUAUGUGUCAGUAAUUCGUCCGAGCUCGACGUGCAUCGUAGGCUGACCGACGUCACACAGACGCCUAAGACUAUGUUGCAGGCCAAUAAAGCUAAUGUGGGAGCUCAAAUUCUCUGUGAUUCAUCCAAACCGCCAGGUUUUUUCCAUCAGGAUUCAAAGCAGACCGUACCUCAAAUUCACUGGACCCCGCCACAGCAGAAUCAGGCACCAAUUCAAGCUGGUCAACAUCAACACUCUAAUUUUAUUCAACCUUCCUCUGUUGGUAUCCAACCUUUCAUUCGAGUGCUUCGUUCGCCUCCGUCUCCUCGCAUAUCCCUAACCAAGGAUUCAGCGGCCUUCAGCAGAUCAAGAAACCGACGUCCACCAACUUCCUCACGAUUUCUCCAUCCAGGCUUUCAAAGUGAACGCGCGUUCACUACUUCUACUCCAGUGCCUCUUCAUCAAUAUCCAUCUCGUUAUUCAGAGGCUUUAUCCCCCAUUGUGGGGAAAAAAUUACAAACAAACAUAAAAUCAUCGGCACCCAAUAAACCACCCAGACAAAGCGACCGAAUUUUCCGAUCUCCUCUACGACAACUUCUUCGAUCGCCGCAAAAAAUUUCACCAGAUUGCCAUCGAGAGAACUCAGGAAAAUUUUGCGGAAAAGAGGAUGAAGAUGACAUUCUUAUGGGGCCCUCUCUCGAGGAAAUUAUCGGCUCGACGGAUCGAAUGUUGGCAACAUUUAGCGACUUUGAAGACUUCGAGUUGAUCGAUGCGAGCGAAAGCGACUCCGAGAUGGACGAGAGCGAGCAGCGUCGACGGCUCCUCAGUGACAAAUGGAAGCAGCUCUUCGACAAGUUUGAUCACGAGGGCUUCGGUGAGAUCCCGUGGCCGGAGUUCAGGCUUGUUCUCGAACACCCUGACUUCGUCGCGAACGUCAACGAACACAAACGAACUCAACUGCAGGCGCGCUGCCUCACUAACACCAGCAACAACGACAACAACAACGCAGCUACCAAAGUCAUCACAUGUCAAGAGUUCAUCAACAUUAUGACAGGCAAGAGGACUCGAUCCUUCAAAUGCGCCGUCCAUCAAACUGACGGAGAAGUGAACUCGCUCACCGACUUCCGUCUGCAACCUCCGUCAACUUCCCUUUUCGACAGGAUGGUACGCGUGAUAGCUGAGGAGUACCUCGUGGAGGAGCGUGACCGCAAGUACUAUGCGGACCACUACACCUGCUGGCCUCCUCCGGUCUUCAUACCAUUACUCACCAUCAUACAGUUGGCGGUGUUCCUGUACUACACAGUAACCGGGCAGCUGUCGCCCGACGCGGUCAUGCCGCUUGACGCUUCCUUCAUCUACCGUCCUGAUUGCCGCUCGCAAGUCUGGCGCUUCGUGCUGUAUUCUCUACUACAUGUUGGGUGGGUUCACUUGACGUUCAACCUGCUGGUGCAGCUGGUGGUGGGGCUGCCCCUCGAGAUGGUUCACGGGUCCAUGCGAAUAGGAACCAUCUACGUCGCUGGGGUACUGGCGGGUUCGCUGGGCACCUCCGUGUUUGACUCGCACGUGUACCUGGUGGGGGCCUCUGGUGGGGUGUACGCCCUCCUGGCUGCCCACCUCGCCAAUGUCCUCAUAAACUACCACAACAUGCAGCUGGGGGCGCUGCGCCUGCUCGGUGUUAUUGUUAUCGCAAGUGCGGACGUCUCGUACGCCAUCUACGACCGUUACGCCCGUCACUCAACGGGCCUCCCGGUGUCAUACUUGGCCCACAUCAUGGGUGCCGUGGCAGGCCUCACCAUAGGCCUAGUUGUCCUCAAGAAUUUCUCCCAGAAGCUGCACACGCAGCUCUGCUGGUGGAUCUGCCUCGGCCUCUACGGCGCCUGCUUUGCUUUCGCCAUCCUCUUCAACCUCCUGCACCCUUACCCAUACGACGGCCUAGUGCAGAGGUUUCCUUAAGACCUUACGACCUUUCGUUUCUAGUUACGUUAUCCUUACGACGUCCUAGUGCAGUGGUUUCGUUUCUAUUUACGGUACACAAAUAACUGUCUAGUGCAGUGGUUUCGUUUCUAGUUACGGUACCCAAAUGACUGUCUAGUGCAUAGGCUUCGUUUCUAGCUACGGUACUCAAAUGAUGGCCUAGUGCACUGGUUUCGUUUCUAGUUACGUUCACACGAAGCUAGCUUCGUAUUGUUGACUUUUUAGUCGUAAUAUAACCCGAGCCGGAACAGUGCGGAUGCUGUGAGUUUUCAUCGUAAUGCACGCAUCAAAAUUGGAAAAGCCUGAUUAUUCUAGGUGCUUGGUACCAAAGAUGGGAUUAUUGGAGGUCAGUAUGUCUUUUUUCAUGUCGUCUAUUGAUGAUUUGAUUAGGUCUAUUGAUGACCUAAUGAUUGUCGUCUAUUGAUGAUUAGGUCAUGUCGAGACGUCCUUCUGCUCCCGCGCUCCCGUUACUUUUGUUAUCAUUGUUGUCAGUGAAAUGGAUAUAUAUUUUUCUAUUUAUAACAAAAAUGAUAAGUAGAUUAUUUAAGUAAAUUUUAAAUCUUUCCUUUCGUGGUUUCCUUGUAAGAUUAUUUGUGCGGUGUGUUGUGCGAGGGUUACUUUGUAUAUCUCCUGCACAUACAUUGUGUUCCUUUGUGUUGAUUUCGUCGGUGUUACUGAGAUGUUAUUCUCUAUUUCUGUUCUUUCCAUUUUAUCUUUUAUGUUAAUUCUUUUAGCAGGUAUUGAUACUGAGGCUUCAACUUGGCUUGAAUUUACCUUUAUCAAUGCUCAUAUUUUUAACCUAUAUUUUUUUUUACUAAAUUUCGCGGUUUUCAAAGGCUAUUGCGUGGAACGAUGUAUGUGGUUAACACUAACAAUAACAUGCCUUUCGUACCUACGACCCAUAGCGCCUAUUACGCCCAUUGACCCACGGUUCUCAUAUCUUAUCCUCGGAGCAGCAGUUUUGAUUAUAUUAAAUUUGUUGCGUUUAUUUUGUGUCGCUGCCUCAAAUCCUUUUCUUCAUCUAUUCUGGAAGAAUUGAAUUGAAAAAUGAAAUUUAAAAUGGAAGAUUCAUUGGAUGGAAAUCCGAUGAAUCUUCUGUUUUACUUCUUCCGACUUCCCAUAAUCUUCCAAUGGGUGUAAUAAAACUGUGUAUUUUAUGCUAUUUAUUUUGUGCUCAUUCAAUUUUUUAUUUGGAAUGCAAUUGGACUCUCAAGUUUAUCGUGAUAAUUUCUUCCCUCGUUAAGCCUCUUUUUUUUUUUGUUAAAAACAUAGGUAUGUCGUUGGUUCUCAUUGAGCGUCAUUUAACACAAUGUUUCUGUAUUGACUUAAUUUGUUUUUGAAUUCGCUGCACUAAUUCAACUCACCGGUUUCGUUGCCUUAUUCGAAAAUUGAUUGCCCGUUAUUGGUUAGAUUCAUUUCUGUCGCACUUGCAGUUGCCUGGUUCUUAAAUAUGGUCUAAAUGAGCUGGAUUUCCUGUUUUUCAUUCAUUUUGCUUUAACUCACUAGCCCACAGUUGUCUUGUGCACCGGCUGUGUAUAUUUGUGUACCAAAUGUUUUUCCGAUUAUCGUGACGGUUUUGUGUGUGUGAAUGUGUAGGAAUGAAAAACGUUCCUCUGACUCGUACGCGGGAUGUUUUUUGUUGAAACUGAACCUGGCGAGUCACAAGAAGUGCCAUUUCCUGAUAUCGUGCCUGCCUCGCUACCAAAUCUUCUUGCUAUAUUUCAUGUAAUUAUCCAUUAAGUCUAAGUGUAAUCUAACGCCGCUCGAAUAACUCGCAUUCAUAUUUCUGUUUCUAACUAUUCACCGAAAAAACGACGCUGUGGAAUGGGCCGGAUUUUACAUUAUUACGCGUUUGUCAAAAAAUUAUCUCUUUUGUUGCACGUUUUAUUCGGAUUCGGAUAAAUGCACGGUUAUUAGGAAUUCAUUCAUUGUAAAAUAUUUCCUUAGAAGAUUCCGGAACUCGAACGUGAUUUAUCACGAUUGGGAAAUUGGAAAACUCGUUUAACAUUUAUUCGGCGUGUUUAAUAAGUAAAACAAAUACUAAUUUUAUUACGGAAUUGUGCACAUUACAGUUGAAGUGUGUAGCUCAAGCAGCAAGUGUACUUGUAAAGAAGAAUAAUCUAGUGGCCUUCUUUAGCGCUUGAUGUAUUAACUGCUAAGACUAGACUUAGUAGCUGCUAACCUAACGAACCAGUCCCCACAGUAGAGGUUGUAAAUCACGGCAGGUAAUCUUUAUAGUUAUUAUUGUCGUAAACUUAAAAUUGUUCGGCUGCGUGAACUGUUGAUGAUAUUGAGAACUGUCGUCUAUAACGUGAAACUACAGAUUUUCUUAGCCUAAUUUUCAAAAGUUGUAAACAUUUCUCCAAUUGUUUGGCUAUCUGCUUAACCUUGGUGUUUACGAAUUCUGAUUUUACAAUUCAUUCGUAAGAGAUAGAAUUUUUAUUUUAUUUCAUGUAAUCUACAUUUUAACUCCUACGACACUUUUUAAUGAUUGACGGUUGAAGCUGUACGUGCCAGUUUAAUUCAAGCUAGGCAAUGUAUGACUUAUUUGAGAACAUAUUGUAUUCCAAGCUCUACUUUCCCAAAUUUAAACUUAUUGCUUUCAUCUUGUUACUUUAUUGAUUUCAGAAUACAUUUGACUUUAUAUUAGUCGGCCGAAAAGAAUCUCGUUAACGAUUUAGCAUCAUUCCAUUUGUGCCCAUCUUUAUCUUAAUCUCUACUUAGGUUAUUCCAUUACGCAGUUAUCUGUUUUCCUUAUCAAUAACCAAUGCUUCUGCCGUAUCCGCUUCCCGCUUAUUUCUUCUCAUCAGUUCCUUCAUCUCACCUUUCUCUAAUUACAUAUUCCUCCAUUAAAUUUUCGUACUCGUUAAAAAUCUUUGGAUUAUGCUGAAUUGUCAUAUCAUUUGAACUGUCUGAAAUCAUUCCUCGCUGAAUAAUUUGUGUGGUCACGUCUUGAAAUUUCUGCUAUGCUUCUCGUCGUCGCACGCUAGUCACGAUGUCGAACUCUGCGUACGUCUGCAACUGAGCCCUCUUGUUCGCUUCUGGUUUCGUGCUCUUGCUUCUUAUUCCAAUGGGGAAAUUUAUACUAAAUGUUUACUGGGUUUCAUAGUUGGGGGACCCGAAAACGGGCACCAUGAUUCUUUUUGAACGGGGUAGUCUAUCUCACGUAAAAUUGUACUUGAUAGCAAUGGCUGCGCUGGUCACGUUGACUCUUAAGUAGACAGCGAAGCAGGCAUCGGCUUAAGUUAAGAAUUCGAUCUAGUCUUCUCAUUAAGCUUUAACGCGUCGUCGUUAAGUUGUACAUACGCUUACGUACGUCAAUACCGAAAUCCGUUUAUUUUUAUACGUUACGGCGAUGUCUAGUUUACGCAUAGUGGAGUCUUUUGAAGGCUUGAUUUUAUCCUAAUGAAUUUACAAAAGAAUAUCAUUUCCAAAUAAUUGAUGACAGUAGAAAUAGUAUCAUUCUACAUGAAAAUUUUGUGUAUUGAAAACCUAUCUUGUAUCGCAAAAUUGUAGAAAUGAGUAAAGAGAAUAAGCUGAAACUUGAUCUACUUGUCAUGCUUGAUUUUCUGUAUUUUGGUGCAGCAUAACUUCAAUAAAAUGAAGAACAUGAA
Molecule: messenger RNA, 6680 nt
Organism: Hyalella azteca
Lineage: Eukaryota; Metazoa; Arthropoda; Malacostraca; Amphipoda; Hyalellidae
Exons: 8
Coding region: 175-3045 (956 amino acids)
Cellular component (GO): membrane
Molecular function (GO): serine-type endopeptidase activity
Source: RefSeq, a predicted model, not a curated record